GCGUGCCAACCUCAAGUUUGAAAUCCAGUUCCUUCCGAAGCGAGAGGAGCAGAGAGCAGGAGAUCUAGAAAUCACUCCCCUCAUCUUCUCGGAUAUCUACACCUUUUUUCUUCUUUUUUUUCCCCUCCUUCUUUUUUCUAAAAAACUUUUGUUGUUGUUGUUGUAACCACGGCUUCAAAGGUGGACGGCGUGUUUUCGGCUCUAUCCCUGCAUUUCUUCGAGAAAGACAUGGAAGAGGGCUCCAGUUCCCCGGUCUCCCCUGUGGAUAGUCUGGUGACCAGCGAGGAGGAGCUGGACAAAAUGCAGAAGAGCUUCCCGGCGAAGAAGAGGCAGAGCAAGAAGUGCAGCGAGGACAGCAGCGGCAGCAGCCCGGGCCCCGUGAAGCGGGUCAAGAAGCCCAGUCCGAGCAGCAACCAGUCGUACGAGGAGCUACAGAACCAGCGGUGCCUGGCCAACGUGCGCGAGAGGCAACGCACGCAGUCUCUGAACGACGCGUUUUCGUCGCUGCGCAAGAUCAUCCCCACGCUGCCCUCGGACAAACUGAGCAAGAUACAGACGCUGAAGCUCGCCUCCAGAUACAUUGACUUCCUCUGCCAGGUGCUGCAGAGCGACGAGAUGGACAACAAGAUGUCCAGCUGCAGCUACGUCGCGCACGAGAGACUCAGUUACGCGUUCUCCGUGUGGAGGAUGGAGGGCGCGUGGUCGAUGUCAGCAUCACACUAGCGAGAGAGACCUCCAGUCAAACGCCGAAGCGACUGUUUACUUCUACAAAGUACGAAGACCAAAAGGGAUUAUUGAAGAACCCAUCGACCUCAAAGGCAUGGCGGAGAGACGUAAUGUGACCCACAACUACAAACUCUUGGGGAGUGUUUGUGUUGUGUGUGUGUGUGUGUGUGUGUGUGUGUGUGUGUGUGCGUGUGUGUAGAUGCAGAUUCAUCACACUGCUUCUGACUGUCCGGAGCUGUUUGUGGCAGAGAGAGGAGGGAAAGACAGACCUGCAAUGCCUAUCGGCCAACGAUGUUACAGAGCUUGGCCUGUAUUUCAACAAAAGCCAAACUUUAAACGUUUUUUUAAGAAUGAUAUAUAUAUAUAUAUAUAUAUAUGUAUACAUAUAUUUUGUUUUUCAAAGACUUUAAACCAAAGUAUAAAUAUAUAGAUGAAUGCAUACUGUACAUACCUGUGUAAGUACGCCAUAGCCUGUAAAGGGACCAAUGCAAUUUAGUCAUUUGCUGCAUGGAUUUGUUUCACUGACUUUCUUUCGCAAGUCUCCAAACUCCGUCCAAUGUACAUUUUUUUUU
Molecule: messenger RNA, 1298 nt
Organism: Cyclopterus lumpus (lumpfish)
Lineage: Eukaryota; Metazoa; Chordata; Actinopteri; Perciformes; Cyclopteridae
Gene: twist2
Product: twist2
Exons: 2
Coding region: 229-723 (164 amino acids)
Biological process (GO): regulation of transcription by RNA polymerase II; developmental process
Molecular function (GO): RNA polymerase II transcription regulatory region sequence-specific DNA binding; DNA-binding transcription factor activity, RNA polymerase II-specific; protein dimerization activity
Source: RefSeq, a predicted model, not a curated record